Messenger RNA from Brassica rapa (field mustard), 1443 nucleotides. RefSeq lists its product as uncharacterized. Lineage: Eukaryota; Viridiplantae; Streptophyta; Magnoliopsida; Brassicales; Brassicaceae. The record is from RefSeq and is a predicted model, not a curated record.
UGAGAAUCAAUUAAACCGGAUGUAUAUAAAUCAAGUGUAUUUAAGGGGGAAACCGGUUUAAACAUAAUUUGAAAACCAAGAUUCAAUAACCGGAUAUAGAUCCACCAUCGUCGUUGACGGACACCAAAACUGAAAAACAAAUUGGGAGAGGAGAGGAGAUAGAUCCACAUUUGAUUCUCACAGGGAAAACCCUAGAUCCACCCCCAAAUUCGAAAACUUUGAUUCCAUGGAGAGAGACAAGGCAAGGAUGUUGUCUUCAUCGUUUCCCUCUUCGUCGUCGUCUUCAUCUUCAUCUUCUUCUGCUGCGUCGUCCCUCGCAGCGAAGGCAAUUAGAGCAUCUUCAGCGCACAGAGACUCCUCUCUUUCUUCCGCCUACUCUUCUCCUCCUGUCCCCACUCCUCCCAAGGAGGUGGUGAGGAAGCCGUAUGAAUACACGUCUAUGAAGAGUUUAAACGAACCUAAACGAAGCUUUUGGGGUAGUCUCGCUAGUAAAGCCAAGGCUCUUUUAGAUGAUGAGGAUCCUCCUCCUCAAAGUCCCACCACCACAAUUGACCACCACAACACGCCUUCUUCCACCACUGCUUCAUCAGGAACUAAGGAAGCUGGUAGGAAAACAGAGAAUCCUUCCUUACAGAGAAGCUUAGAUGCCAUCACUUCUUCCUUUAACUACAUUGGUACUGCUGUUGAGGAGGGUAUUACUGCUGUGGAGACGCGUACUGCAGGGAUCAUUCAAGAAACACGUAAGAAGAUUAAGAAAAAGCCUAACCCCCCUGAGAUACAAGCGGAUUUGGAGAUUCAACUCAAGGCUUCUCGCGACGUUGCAAUGGCCAUGGCCGCCAAGGCAAAGCUUCUUCUCCGGGAGCUGAAGAUGGUAAAGUCUGAUCUGGCCUUUGCAAAGCAGCGAUGCGCUCAGCUGGAAGAAGAAAACAAGGUUCUGAGGGAGGAUCAUAACGGCGAAAACAGCCAAACUGAUAACGAUGAUCUUGUGCGACUUCAACUUGAGACGUUAUUGGCUGAGAAGGCUCGGUUAGCGCACGAGAACUCGAUUUACACACGCGAAAAUCUCUACCUGAGAGGAGUGGUCGAAUACCACCAGUUAACGAUGCAGGAUGUGGUCUACUUUGAUGAGAAGACUGAAGAAGUAACCGAGGUAUAUCCUAUUAAUGUCACUUCAGUGUCUUCUUCAUCAAAUAUUUCCAACACUCAUCCAAACCCACAAGCCUUGGAGUUCAAGUGAGACACAACAACAACACUCAGUUUAUUCUGUUCUUGUAGUGAUUCAGACAACAAGACAAACGUUGUCUGUAAUCACUCUGUAUCUGUAGUAAUAUAUGUACUCUGUAUUCUCUUCUCUGUGGGGUGAUCUUGGGCAUUUUAGCUACGAAUGUUAUUUAUAACCCUUUAUUAUUAUAUUAAAUAAUAAAAAAAUAUCCUAUUAUUCCC